UUGACGUCCCCGCCGCGCCAUCUUUGGAAAACAUUGAGCUCUACACUGAAUGAAACUUAAUUUUCGUCGUUUGAGAGGACUGCUCGUUAUAUGGAGUAAUACUCUUACAUUUCCAGGUGUGUGAUCAGUGAAGGUGAUCAUGGGGGUCAAGGCUCAGCGCCCUCGAUGCUUCCUUGACAUAGGAAUCAGUAAUGUGCUUGUUGGUAGAGUCAUAGUGGAACUGUUUUCUGACAUCUGUCCCAAAACCUGUGAAAACUUUAGAUGCCUCUGCACGGGUGAGAAAGGCAUCGGGAAAGGAACCCAAAAACCACUCCACUACAAAGGAUGUCUGUUCCAUCGAAUUGUAAAAGACUUCAUGAUUCAAGGAGGAGACUUCAGUGAAGGUAACGGAAGAGGAGGUGAAUCCAUCUAUGGAGGCUUUUUUGAAGAUGAGAGCUUUGCUGUAAAACACAACAAGGAGUACCUACUUUCUAUGGCUAACAGGGGCAAAGACACUAAUGGAUCACAGUUUUUCAUAACAACGAAACCUUCGCCACAUCUGGACGGUGUCCAUGUGGUUUUUGGCCAUGUAAUCUCUGGCCAAGAGGUUGUUCAAACCAUGGAGAACCAGAAAACGGACCCUAACAGCCGACCAUACGCUGAGGUCAAAGUGUUGAAUUGUGGAGAGCUAGUCCCAAAAUCAAAAGCAAAGAAAGAUGAGAAAAAGAGGGAGCAAGCCUCAUCCAGUUCCAGCAGUAGCUCCAGCGACUCUGAUAGCUCAUCCAAAUCAUCCUCUGAUUCUGAGGAAUCAGAGAAGGAAUCUAAGAAGAGGAAAAAGAAGGCCAAAAAGCUAAAAAAGAAACAGAAGAAGAAGGAGAAGAAAAAGUCUGAGGCUGAAAGUGCUGAAGAAAAAGAACAAGAAGAUUUAGUUACUUCUACUGUACGUCCUGAAGAAAUACCUCCCAUCCCAGAGAAUCGGUUCCUCAUGAGGAGGAGUCCCCAGGAGGUGCAGAAGCCAAAGGAGGAGACGGAAAAGAAUGAACGAAAUAAAGAAGAGAGGCCAAGAGAGAGUGCCGGCAUUUCAUUUAACUCUCGGUCAGCAUAUCACAGAAGACUCGUGAUGACACGGUCCGGGAGAAAGAUUAAAGGCAGGGGUCCAAGGCGGUACCGAACUCCAUCACGCUCUCGCUCAAGGUCCAGAGAUCGUUUUCGGCGCAGUGAAACCCCUCCGCACUGGCGCCUGGAGAUGAAUCGUCAGAGGAUGAGGGCCGUAACUGGGGAGCGCUGGAUAAAGGGGGACAAAGGUGACAUGAAUGAAGCCAAGGAUGACGCUGCCAAACCUCCCAGACGAGAGAGACGGACGUCUAACACAAAGCAUGAAAACGCAGCUGAGGCUAAAAAAGACAAGAAAACUCGGCCACAUAGAUCCAAAAGCAAAGACAAGGACACUGCCGAGAAGGAUGAGAAACAAAACAAACACAAGGCAAAGAAAAGGGACAAAUCUCAUAGCCGUAGUAAAAGCAGAGAGAAGAGUAAGAGGUCAAAAAGCAGAGAUAGGGCACACAAGCACAAAAGUGAUGACAAAAGAGGUCGCUCAAAGAGCAAAGACCGAAGUGCUGCUAAGAAAGAAAAGGAGUCAGAAUCCAAUCAUAGUAGAGAUAGAGAGAAGGGUCAUGAGACGGAUAAAAAGAAUAAAGAAGACGCCAAAGGAAGAAAUGGGGAGAGAGUUAGAGCAAAGUCAAAAAGCAAGGAAAGAUCAGUGACAAAAGAUAGGCACAGGUCUAACAGCAGGAGCAGGGAUAAGAACAGAGUGGCACCUUCAAAAGACAAAGAAGAAAAACGAGACAGAGACAGGGCCAGAGACCGCAGCAGGAGUCAGGAGAGACGACACAGUAACAACCGAGAGAAUAAGAAACGAGGAUCCUCCAGGGAUAAAGACCGUCGGACGAGAAGCCCCGACAGAAACAAACCUAGAGACUCUCACAGAAGCAGGCGCUCCAGAAGCAAGAGCAACAAAAGAGACCACAGCAAAGAGCGCUCAUCUCACAGAAAGGACCGAGACAGAGAGGCUACCACCAGGAGGAGGAGACGAAGCAGCAGCUCUGACAGCGACAGAGACGGGAAAAGGAGGAGCCGAAAGAGCCCGGACGCCAGAAAAGGCAGGGCGAAUAGUACCUCAAAAUCUAGAGAAAGAAGAAGCCCGGCCAAACCCAGGCCAGACAGUACAAAAGGUAAAGAUGGCAGAAGUGUCAGCAAGAGGAAGAAAUCAAGCUCGAGCUCAAGCUCUGACAGUGACUAAGACUGUGAUAACAUGUUUAAAGAAAGUUUGGAUUUCUAAAAUCAAUCCCUGUCUUUUUUACCCUUUACACAUGUGCAGCUUGAGCUUUCCACCCAGAGUGGUGCUAACUUAUUCACCUGGAGCAGUUCAGCCACAUCUAACACAGUGGCUCCAAACCUAUUCAAACUAGUUUCCCCAGGCUGGAUAAAUCAGUUCUACCUACACUCUGGACUUUGUUCUGAUUGGAAGUUGUGGAUUUCACUGCUGCUGGGAAGCUGAAGCUGCAUGAGAGGUUAAAGGAUAAUGAAUCGUGACUAAAAAGAAGAUUGACCUACAGCUUGAACUGUUCAAUCAGCUGGACAAAAAGCCCCAGCUUGUCUUUUAAUUGUACAUGGCGUGAAGGCGCCAGGUCCAUAGUUUUUCUUUGUUUCACAUUCUUUGGUAAAUUUUGUUUUUUGACUUUACGGUAGUAAUUAAAUCUCAGACUUUUUGUAAAAACAUGUUUUAAGAUUUUACUGCAGAAGAGAGCCUUUUAAUGUCUUUGCCAUGAGGACAUUAGUUUUAAUGUUAUUUAAAACGGUGUUUGAGAGGAGUGCCUAAGUUGUUAAACGUCAAAGGUUUUAAUUUUUAUUUUGUUUUACGACCAUCAAACUAAAAGAGAACACCUGUAUUUUCUUGCAUGCCUCUCCCAUUGAUGAAAUGUACCACCAUGACUUUUUAUUUUGUGAAUCCACAACCUUUUACUGUCAACUCUUGUUUACCAGUUUCAAGAUACCCAUUUUGUUUUUCUUAAAUGAAAAAAUGCCAAUGUCAAGCUGUAAUUACAACAUAAAACAA
Molecule: messenger RNA, 3094 nt
Organism: Cheilinus undulatus (humphead wrasse)
Lineage: Eukaryota; Metazoa; Chordata; Actinopteri; Labriformes; Labridae
Gene: ppig
Product: peptidylprolyl isomerase G (cyclophilin G)
Exons: 13
Coding region: 140-2278 (712 amino acids)
Biological process (GO): protein peptidyl-prolyl isomerization; protein folding
Cellular component (GO): nucleus
Molecular function (GO): peptidyl-prolyl cis-trans isomerase activity
Source: RefSeq, a predicted model, not a curated record